AUGGGAGACUGGAACUUCCUCGGAGGCAUCUUGGAGGAGGUGCAUAUCCACUCCACCAUGGUCGGCAAGAUCUGGUUGACCAUCCUGUUCAUAUUCCGGAUGUUGGUGCUGGGCGUCGCAGCCGAGGACGUGUGGAACGAUGAGCAGUCAGACUUCAUCUGCAACACAGACCAGCCCGGCUGCCGCAACGUCUGCUACGACCAGGCCUUCCCCAUCUCCCUCAUCCGCUACUGGGUGCUGCAGGUGAUCUUUGUGUCCUCGCCCUCCCUGGUGUACAUGGGUCACGCUAUCUACCAGCUGCGAGCCCUGGAGAAGGAGCGCCACUGCAAGAAGGUGGCUCUCCGUCGGGAGCUAGAGGCGGUGGACGCCGAGCUGGUGGAGGUGCGGAAGAGGAUUGAAAAGGAGAUGAAGCAGCUGGAGCAGGGGAAGCUCAACAAAGCGCCACUGAGGGGCUCUCUGCUGUGUACCUAUGUGGUUCACAUCGUGACUCGCUCAGUGGUGGAGGUCAGCUUCAUGGUGUGUCAGUACAUCCUCUAUGGACACCGCCUGAACCCUCUCUACAAGUGUGAGAGGGAGCCGUGCCCAAAUGUGGUCGACUGCUUCGUCUCCAGGCCCACUGAGAAAACGGUUUUCAUGGUGUUCAUGCAAGUGAUUGCCUGCAUCUCCCUCUUUCUCAGCAUUCUUGAGAUCAUGCACCUGGGAUACAAGAAGAUUAAGAAAGGCAUCCUGGACUUCUACCCCCAUCUGAAGGCCGAUCUCGACGAUUAUUACGUCGACAAGUCACAAAAGAACUCCGUUGUGCAUCAGGUUUGCAUAGGCACAUCUGCUGGUCGCAAGACUACAAUUCCCACUGCACCAUGUGGAUACACAUUACUGUUGGAGAAGCAGGGCAACGGACCUACCUACCCUCUUCUUAAUGCCUCCUCUGCAUUUGUCCCAAUAAAAGGGGACCCUGGGGCAAAGCCAGACAGCCACAAGGACGGCAAGGAGCGGGUGGCGAGCCCCACAGAGCAAAACAGCAAUUCCAACAACACAAGCAGCGAGACACGUUCUCCUCCUGCAGACAAACGGGACGAGCCAGAGGAACAAUCUUCACCCCAUCAUGAGGACAUGGAGUGUCCCAGCUCGGAGUACCCCACCCUCCCUGUAGCAGACACCUCCUCCUGCACAACUCUGUCAGGCAUUGUGAGGAAGUCCCGGAGGGUCAGUCCACCGUGGAACUGCUCCACUCUGGUAGAGGGGAACGGCUCGGACAGUGGAGAUUCCUACCACAGGAACAACAGCGUGAAGCCACGUGGCAGCUGUGGCGGUCCCCGAGCAAGACGGCUCUCUAAAUCAGACAUUAAGAGACCGAUCAGGUCUCAGAGCCCGGACUCGGCAGGGGAGCUGAGCUCGGUAUCUCGACACAGCCGGGAGAGUAACAGCCCCGUCCCCUCCCCUCCAAACCGCAGAGUGUCACAGGUGAGCAGUUCAGGCAGCAGAAGAGCUCCAACUGAUCUGCAGAUAUAAACAACAGACUGUACGCCCAUGCCACGUUUGGGUGCAAGUGAACACUAACUUACUGCACUUUUCACACAUUUAAAGUUCUUUAAAAAACAAGCACAAAAGACAUCUGUUACCAAUUGCUAUAGAGAUUAUGUUCUUGAAACCUGUGGAAGAAAAAGGCCCAAUGAACUGGCUUGUUCAGAUGAGUUUUAUUCACUGGGCAGUGGAGACAGACGCUCACAAGAAGUUGUAGGACAGAAUAGUCCUACUAUUUUAUUGAAAUAUUUAAAAAAGGUCCUUUGAUUAGGUAAGGUGUGAAUUUUCGCUGGAGCCGACUUGGGCUCUGAACAAAAGGUCUCGCUGACCAAAGUGAAAGGCACAGUAGAAAUGUCAUACAGAACAGCAGGAGUUUGAUCAGUCAACAGGAAAGAGAAUAUUAGGAUAAAAUUAAACCCAAACUCUUAGGUAAUUUAUUCUCUUCUACAAACCAAAGAACUUUUUCCAGUCAUUUAAAUCUGCAAUCUAACACAUUCUUCUCAGAUUUUAACAGGUGGUGGUCAGACCACAAAGGACUGUUUUGUUUGUGUACAGUAACAAGUCUGUCACAGAGACUCAGAUAGACAUUUCAUGAUUUGAGUGUAUACAGCAGCUCUGUCUGAAUGAUUAGAGGGUAAUGGAAAACUGAACCACAAAUCUAUAAUGCAGUUUCAGGUCACAACAUGCGGUUACGCAACCGGAUACUUUUAAAUCCGUGACGCUGCCUGAAUUCAUUCAUCUCCCAUUUAACAACACGUCUGAGAGAUCUUCUGUAAGAACAUUUAACAUAAUUAUUCUAAAUGUCUGUCACAAUAAGAAAUGAGUGCUAAAUAUCUUAGUUGUUAUUGUGACCAAAAUGAUGUUAUGGUGUCAUUUAUCAUACUUUAAUUUCCCUUCAGGCACUUGAGCAGCCAACUCUGAAUUAUUGCUUAAAUGACAACUUUUUACUCAGUUAUGUAGUUGAUAUCAAUUAAAAUAUAUCUUUGAAAAAAUUAAAGGCCUAAUUCUAAAAAUGUUUGUGUAUGUAAGCAGAAGCCUUUGGUUGGGAACAGGAACAUUGUGAAUUUAGGAUAUCAAGUGAAUUACUGAUGCCAAAUGCUGAAAAAACAUUUAUUUACGACAAAGGAAAAGUUGCUUCUUGUUACAACAAAAAUAACAGUGAUUUUGUGAUUAUGCAAUAAACAUUUAAAUAUUCUU
This is a messenger RNA of Perca flavescens (yellow perch), 2718 nucleotides long. It is a transcript of the gene gja9b, whose product is annotated as gap junction protein alpha 9b. The record is from RefSeq and is a predicted model, not a curated record. Gene Ontology annotation, molecular function: gap junction channel activity. Lineage: Eukaryota; Metazoa; Chordata; Actinopteri; Perciformes; Percidae. Gene Ontology annotation, cellular component: connexin complex. The coding region runs from base 1 to 1509 and encodes 502 amino acids. Gene Ontology annotation, biological process: cell-cell signaling. The transcript has a single exon.